AUGAAUGCUUCUACUUCCCCUAGUAUACCCGUGUCUAGAAGGGUUUUCCUCGUUGCUAAAGAUUUUGGGGCUCGGCCUGCUUACUUUUUUGCCCUUCUCUACCCAGAGAGGGUCUCGGGAAUUAUAACUUUGGGUGUGCCAUUUGUGCCCCCAAGUCCCUCUACUUACCACAAGUACCUACCUGAAGGUUUCUACAUCUCAAGGUGGAAGGAACCUGGACGAGCUGAAGCUGAUUUUGGCCGCUUUGAUGUUAAAACAAUUGUGCGGAACAUCUACAUUCUCUUCUCCAAAAGUGAAAUACCAAUAGCGGGAGAAAACCAAGAGAUCAUGGAUUUGGUGGAACCGUCUACUCCUCUACCCCCUUGGUUCACAGAGGAAGAUCUUGAAAACUAUGAAGCUUUGUACAAGAAAUCUGGAGUCCUCGCCGCCAUGCAAGUUCCUUACAGGUAAAUAGU
This is a messenger RNA of Camellia sinensis, 455 nucleotides long. NCBI's taxonomy places the organism in Eukaryota, Viridiplantae, Streptophyta, Magnoliopsida, Ericales, Theaceae. The record is from RefSeq and is a predicted model, not a curated record.